Lactuca virosa is the source of this 519-nucleotide messenger RNA. Lineage: Eukaryota; Viridiplantae; Streptophyta; Magnoliopsida; Asterales; Asteraceae. The record is from the annotation of a GenBank genome assembly.
AUGAGAAAAGGUUCCUGGAAGUUAACCACUCAAAGGUUUCCAUCGCACUUCCAAGAUAUUUAUGAUUUUGAUUAUCUCUGUGUGGAUGGCCAUGCUGGUUAUCUUCAUUGGCAUGGUGGUUAUAAUUACGGGAAUUUGGUUUCAAAAACGAUAGUGACAUUUGAUUUGGGUGAAGAGAAAUUCGGUGAGAUAAGUCUUCCGGAUUCUGUCAUAGGUUACAAUAUCAAUGAAUUCUCGAUUACCAUAGGCGUUUUGGCUGGAAAACUUUGUGUGAUAUCAAAUGCCCACCGAGAUGAUGAGUGUGUGGUGUGGGUGAUGGAAGAGUAUGGGGUGGCUGAGUCAUGGGUGAAACGACGUAAUCAUGCUUUGUAUGAUCCGGGUGCAGCCAACACUAAAAUCUUCAAGUUUGAUAAAGAUUGUGAUGUUAAAGUUGUUGAUUAUGUUGACAGUCUUGUUUGGGUAACACCUGCCGAGCAGCGAGGGAGGAGCUGCUGUAGCAUCUCUCAGUUUCAGUUUUGA